Molecule: messenger RNA, 1850 nt
Organism: Pseudogymnoascus verrucosus
Lineage: Eukaryota; Fungi; Ascomycota; Leotiomycetes; Thelebolales; Thelebolaceae
Exons: 7
Coding region: 189-1067 (292 amino acids)
Molecular function (GO): acetylpyruvate hydrolase activity
Source: RefSeq, a predicted model, not a curated record
UGUGGAUUGAUAGCUGUUGAUUAUAGAAGAAGGGCCAAUUUUUUGAUUAUUUGAGGCUCAAGUGCAUAUUUAGUCUGGGCAUUAUUACAGUGAAAGAUAUAGCAACGCCAAGUUUCCGUUUUUUUGCGAUAACAGCAAGCAAGCACCUUGAGACCUCUCCGUCCAGCUUACAAAUAUAACGCUUCAAGAUGGCAGCAGCUUCAUUCAAUCGUCUAGUACGCUUCAUCCCCAAAGCAGACAGCUCAGCGAUCCUCCUCGGCCAGCCCGCCGACAGCGCCUUGGACGUCGGUGCAGCUCUGCGCGCUGGGAAGGAAGUCCUCGUUGAUAUCUUCAGCGGCAAGUCUGUGAUUAGCCCCGGGUCGAAGACGGGGAAGACAGAGUCGAUAGGGAGGCUUUUGUCGCCGCUUGCGCAGGAGGAGGUUGGCACGAUAAGAUGUAUUGGGCUUAAUUACGCUCAGCAUGCGAAGGAGGUCAAGAUGGCGUUGCCGACUCUGCCUACCCUAUUUCUCAAGCCGGAAACUGCCCUAGCAGACCCCUGGCCAACGCCUUUCACGAUCCCCAAAUCCACGAUUGGAGAUGACACCACCGACUUCGAGUCUGAGCUCGCUAUUGUUAUCGGUCGUCCAGCGAAGGAUGUUUCGGAGGCUGACGCGCUUGACUACGUCUUGGGCUACACGGCGGCGAACGACAUCUCAGCUCGCAAUGCCCAGUUCGCACAAACGCAGUGGUGUUUCUCGAAGGGUUUUGAUGGCGCGUGUCCGAUUGGCCCCGUGUUGAUCUCCAGCAAGGAGUACGACGUGAGCAAGCUUCGAGUCCGCGGCAUCAAGAAUGGACGAGUCUUGCAAGACUGUGGGACCGAUGACCUGAUCUUCUCCGUCGCCAAGAUCGUGAGCUUCCUCUCGCAGGGAACGACGUUGAAGCCUGGAACGGUCAUCUUGACUGGCACUCCUGCGGGUGUGGGCCACGGUUUCUCGCCGAAGGAGUAUCUCCGUGACGGCGACGAGUUCUCUGUUGAGAUCUUGCCGGGUAUCGGGACAUUGACGACGGCGUUUGUCAAUGAGAAAUAGAGUGACAGAGUUCAGCAAUCGAUAAGUAUUACAGCUUGAUUAGAUCACUGGACAGAUUUUAGGCGGUGAUAGUAUGAUAAUCUGUACAUAGAAUAUAUUAUCAUGCCGAUUCACGGCUAUAUUGCGUCUUGCAUUGAGCCAUUUUACUGCUCCUUUACGGUCUGUCUGGAUGAUGUCUCGAAGUCAAGCAGGUGCUGGAAAGGGGGGGCCUUCCGCUGCCUUCCACAUCUUGAAUCUAGACCAAACCUUGAAGGGGCCUUUGACUCACUCUACCUCAGUUGCAUUGUUGGAGGGGCGGUCUGCCUUGCUGUACUCACGUGGAUGGUUAGACACGAACUUUGCCUCACUCCUGUUGUUCGAGCCCCCCUGAACCAACGAACCGAAGGCAUCUAUCCGGAGGCGUGUGUGUGAAUUGCUUUAAUCAUGUUUGAUCACCGCCACUAUCCCUGAGUUGGAUACUCUGUCGUGCCAACAAAGGCAUCAACACUCCACCACGGUGUGAUGAUACCUUUAUCGGGCACGGAACAGCACAGCUGUCUUAGUUAGCGCGAGCACAGGGGUCUCGUACCUUACCCAUCACAAACGCAUUCCCUGAGCCGCGUUGGACUUUGCCGCGAAUCUGGGUCUGUGUCGAAGCCCGUGUCUCGAGUUCUCCGCCAAACAAUAGUAAGCAGGCGAGAGGAGGUGGCAUUGCUCAUUCCACAUCCCGUCCGAGUGGAUGCCUCGUCAGCAACGCAUGCGAUGUGUGUGUGCCAUUUGGGCGGGGAAAAUACUUGAUAGGAG